This is a messenger RNA of Melampsora larici-populina 98AG31, 1044 nucleotides long. RefSeq lists its product as uncharacterized. Bases 1 to 1044 code for a protein of 347 amino acids. The transcript is spliced from 2 exons. NCBI's taxonomy places the organism in Eukaryota, Fungi, Basidiomycota, Pucciniomycetes, Pucciniales, Melampsoraceae. The record is from RefSeq and is a predicted model, not a curated record.
AUGUCUAGUUCGCCACCCCAUAAAGGUGGGAAGGCCCCAGAAAAGUCCCCAUAUUGGAGCCACGCACAAGAAUUUCCUAUUACGCCAAAGAUAAUCCAAUCAGAUCAAGUUCCCCCCAGAAUAGGACAAAGAGCAAGAACUUACAAAUAUGUUCCAUUGUGUCAUCCAGGGAAACAGAAAGCACCCCGAGAACCAACAACCAGUACGUCUGGUCCUUCUAGAGAACAAGCGAAAGCGCUACUCAAAAUCAGAGACACACUCGACAACAAUGACUUCGAGAAACACGCAGAGUUAAUGACGACCUACCUGCUAUGUUACAAUCCGGAGAAGAUGAAAGUGAUCGCGGUUGAGAGAACAUCUACCCAAGAAAAAGGCCACCAACCAAAUACGGAAGAACAUGGUAACCCCCGACAAGAGACCCUUCAUCCGGAGACAAAUCCAGUCCCAAAAGACCUCAGAACGGCAACCAGUCAAGAAAACGCGAACAAGAAACAGGUAGAGCCCAAGAAGCAGAAACCAGCAAAGGCAGCCAAAAGGAAAAUCCCACUAGGUAGACCGUUAUCAGACGAUGAAGAAGUAACCGAACCAACCAACAGGGGAGGUGACUUUGUUGAAAACAGGAUAGAAUUUGCCGAUGGGAAAAUUCGAAAAAUCAAAGGCUACGUCCCAAUUUUGAUGUUCAACAAAGCUUGGUUAGAAGCCAACCAAGACAUUGAAGGGAAGAAAACAUCGAAGAAGAAAAACAAGGAUGAAGAUGAUGAUUUGGAAGAUGAGAAGUAUGAAGGACUUACCUAUCCAUCCAAACUGCAGGUGACGUAUGGAGACUGGGUCACGUGUUUCAACCUAUUCUUGGACUGCUUAGAGAAAUGGUUCCAAUUCAAGAAGUUGGUGAGGAAGUUUGAAGAGCACAAGAGGAAUGUGGAGAAGGUGAAAAGUGAGAACGAUGACAACUGGAUGGUAGUGUUGAGGUAUGAUAUCAUGAUUAGGAGACAAUUAUGGACGACUAGAGUUGAAGGAGGGAAAGUCGGUGACCCAUCGGUUUGA